Manis pentadactyla (Chinese pangolin) is the source of this 948-nucleotide messenger RNA. RefSeq names its product olfactory receptor 6M1-like. NCBI's taxonomy places the organism in Eukaryota, Metazoa, Chordata, Mammalia, Pholidota, Manidae. Gene Ontology annotation, cellular component: membrane. The transcript has a single exon. Gene Ontology annotation, molecular function: G protein-coupled receptor activity; olfactory receptor activity. The record is from RefSeq and is a predicted model, not a curated record. Bases 1 to 948 code for a protein of 315 amino acids. Gene Ontology annotation, biological process: G protein-coupled receptor signaling pathway.
AUGGACACACACAACCGCACGGCAGUGACUGAAUUUACCCUGACCGCCUUCCCGGCUCUCCACAGGCUCCAGGUCUCCCUCUUCGUGGUCCUCCUGCUCACGUACACGCUCACGCUAACAGGAAAUACGGUCAUCAUUUCCCUCAUAUGGGCUGAUAACCGCCUCCAAACCCCAAUGUACUUCUUCCUCAGUAACUUGUCAUUUUUGGACAUUUUAUACACAACCUCAGUCACCCCAAAGCUGUUGACUUGUCUCCUAGAGGACCAGAAGACCAUAUCUUUUGCUGGUUGUGUGACGCAAACAUACUUCUUCUUUUUCCUGGGGACAGUGGAGUUCAUUCUCUUAGCAGUGAUGUCCUAUGACCGAUACGUGGCCAUCUGUAACCCCCUGCGCUACACCAUCAUCAUGAACAGCAGGGUCUGUCUCCUGAUGGUUCUGGGAUGCUGGGUGGGGGCCUUCCUGUCAGUGCUCUGCCCAACAAUUGUGGUGGCCAGAUUGCCUUUCUGUUCCAAGGAAAUUAGUCACUUCUUCUGUGACAUCGCUCCUCUGCUCCAGGUGGCCUGCAUCGACACUCAUUUCAUAGAGAUGGUAAACUUCCUCUUAUCCUCCCUAGUUCUCCUGACCUCUCUGCUGCUCACCACUGUGUCCUACACCUACAUCAUCUCCACCAUCCUGCGCAUCCCGUCAGCCCAGGGACGUCAGAAGGCCUUCUCCACCUGUGCUUCUCACAUCACUGUUGUCUCCAUCGCCUAUGGGAGCAAUAUCUUCAUGUAUGUGAGGCCCAGCCAGAGCAAGUCACUGGAUUUUGACAAAGUGACAGCUGUCCUUACCACAAUGGUGACCCCUCUUCUGAACCCCUUCAUUUAUAGUCUGAGGAAUGAAAAAGUAAAGGAAGUUUUGAGAGAAGCAGUCAACAAAAUCAUGUUCUUACUGCACAGGAAAACUUGA